Molecule: messenger RNA, 1539 nt
Organism: Vittaforma corneae ATCC 50505
Lineage: Eukaryota; Fungi; Microsporidia; Nosematidae
Exons: 1
Coding region: 1-1539 (512 amino acids)
Source: RefSeq, a predicted model, not a curated record
AUGCUCUUCACAAAAAACAACUCCUGGCUUCUUAUGCAGCUUUCAUCGCCAACUUUGAAACCUUUGAGAUUCUGUUACGUGCAGGACAUUGCAAAUCUCAAAAAAGGUAUAUUGGUCAUCACCGAUGGUGCAUACUUCAUAAGGUCUACCUUUAUGAGCAACUCAUAUUCAAACAUGAUAAGGACGUACCGAGAGGAUAGCUUGGCACUCAAGGGCAGCAUCUUAAUGUUAAGGAGCUAUGCCCUGGUGGUGGCUGCCAAUGGAAAAAUAGAGCUGAAUGUCGAAGAAUGCAUCUACAUGGGUGAAGGAAGCCUUUCUGGCGAAACAAGAGAUAUUAAUUCUUGCGUUGAAGAGAAAAAUGCGUUUCUAACUAGAAAUCUCCGGACGGUACACCCGCUACAACAAAGUAUUGUGUACAGCUUCAUUAAUCUGAAAAACGAGGAAAAACAAGCCGAAUUUAAAGAUGUUAACUCAACAGUUUUGACUAAAGAUGGUCGUUGUGAACUAGCAAACGAUCAAAACGCAGUUAAAAGCAGCCAGCAUGAUGGGUGUAUUCCAAAAAGAAAAUUUGCUAUUAAUAUGCCAGAUGGGGAUAAUAUUGCCAAAAAAGCUAAAGCCCAAAGAGGAGCUGCAAGUAAACCAAGAAGAAAAAUGAAUGCUGCAAGCAAACAGACCAGCAUAAAAAAUAGUAUUGAUAUUAGCAGACAAGCUAGCAAAGAGUUGGAGAAACAGGCAGCAGCCUAUAUCAAAAAUAUAAGAAAGGGAGUGGUCUACAAGAAGCCAACAAUCCAAAUUAAAAGCACAAGUAAGAAUGCAGAGCUAGGCUUCGGAUCGAUAAAGAUUGACGAAAUCGCUUUAAGCUAUUUAAUAAAAAUGAAUGAGAAUGCAAAAAUCAGCUAUAUUAAAAAAUCAACCACGAGCCUGUGUGUUUGUGAUGGAAGCGUGCAGUCACUUGCAUUAGACAGAAAAGCGGAUACACGCAUUUCACUUACUAGGAAGCCACAAAGGGAGUGUCUGAAUCUAAAAUACGUAGCUUCGGGGUCUGAUAUAAAUCAAACUAUAGGCGUUGAAGACCCAGUGAAAAUAAAUAUCUCCAUUCGGCCUGGUGUGUUACCACCAAGAAACGCGAACAGUGGAAUGCAGCAGAGCUGGCCUGCUGCAGUCUUUGAAGAUUCUACUCCGGACUAUGAAGGCCUAUCAUCGAUUCUAGACUCCAGUGUGGAUAUGAAGCACGAAGAGGCAGCAAAUGAGCCGCACAAGAACUGUGCACUACAUGGCAGGAUGGCCAAACCACGCCAGCGACAAACAGACCCCUCGAUGUUCAGGGAGCCAUUCUCACUACUGAAUACCCUAAACCCAGGUUCUUCUGCAGCUUUACAGGAAGCUCGCGAUUCCAGGCCAAUUUCGCUAGAAGAGAAAGAAGUUCUCAAGAACAGCUGUGUAUUCGCCAUGGACUUUUUGGAUCCAGAGCUGGCUGACAUUGGCCGCUCUUGUAUUGAUUUCAAUAUUGACGAGCAAGAAAGGCAUGCCGGAAAAUGA